This is a messenger RNA of Dendroctonus ponderosae (mountain pine beetle), 1218 nucleotides long. RefSeq names its product malate dehydrogenase, mitochondrial. The record is from RefSeq and is a predicted model, not a curated record. Gene Ontology annotation, biological process: tricarboxylic acid cycle; carboxylic acid metabolic process. Gene Ontology annotation, molecular function: L-malate dehydrogenase (NAD+) activity. Gene Ontology annotation, cellular component: cytoplasm. The coding region runs from base 63 to 1115 and encodes 350 amino acids. The transcript is spliced from 5 exons. Lineage: Eukaryota; Metazoa; Arthropoda; Insecta; Coleoptera; Curculionidae.
AUGAGUGAUAGUUGACACUAUAUAUGUCUGGUACAUUCUAAAAUUGACAUCGUUACAUAAAAAUGUUCGUAUAUAAAAUGUGUAGCCGAAUAGCUCGGGUUAGCUACAUUGCUAGACGAUUGCUUAGUGAGACAAAGACUAAGAAACACACAGUAGCUGUAAUUGGAGCCGCCGGAGGAAUUGGUCAACCGCUUUCUUUACUUCUGAAGCUAAAUCCCGGAAUUGGGGAACUCAGACUUCAUGAUAUUGUUAAUAUUCCUGGUGUUGCGAUGGAUUUAUCUCACAUUGAAACUGCAUCCAAAGUCACCCAUUUUACGGAAAAAAGUUCAUGUGCUGCGCUCAAAGGAGGUGUUGAUAUUAUCAUAGUGGUCGCGGGGCUGCCACGAAAGCCUGGCAUGCAAAGAAGUGAUCUCUUUAAAGCGAAUGCUCAAAUUAUUUUUGAUAUUGCCAAGAAUAUGGCAGAACUCUCUCCAGAAGCGAUUUUGCUGAUCGUAACAAACCCGGUAAAUUCAGUGAUUCCAAUAGCAUGUGAAGUUCUGAAAGAUGCAGGAAAACUAUGCGCUCGUCGAGUUAUUGGAGUGUCUACCUUAGAUUCAGUUAGAGCCGCGACAUUUAUAGCAGAAUUAACUUGCUGCGACCCUAGAGAUGUGACUGUCCCUAUAAUUGGUGGACAUUCUGGAAAUACCAUUCUGCCUUUAAUAUCUAAGGCCAAUCCUAAAGUUUCCAUCGAAGGGGAGAAACUAAUGAAACUUAUUAAGAGGAUUCAACAAGGCGGUACAGAGGUAGUUGAAGCAAAAGCCGGAAAAGGCUCGGCAACUCUAUCCACUGCCUAUGCAACUUCCAGACUAGUUUUUGCGAUCCUUCGAGCAUUUGGUGGGGAGUCUAAUAUUGUAGAAUGCGCAUAUGUUAAGAGCGACGUCCACCCAGAACUAAAUUAUCUCGCCACACCCUUAAUACUAGGUCAAAACGGGGUGGAGAAAAACCUGGGAAUCGGAAAAAUGAGUGAAUGCGAACAGAAGCUCUUCUGCGAACUAAUCCCCAAUUUGAAGAAAGAUAUUGAGGAUGGGGAAAAAUUUGCAAAAGAAGCUCUUUGCAACACCAAGUGCGAAAAGUAACUUGAGGUCAUCGGACGGCAAUGUGGCUUUCAGACACUGCUCUCAAUUAUCAAUUUCAAUUAACUGUCUAUAGAUAAAAGAAAUCAAUAUAUGAUCGAUAAUA